AUGUACCUGCUUAGAUUUAUUACUGUAUUUUCCCUGGCUACUUCAGUUAGCCUCGCGGCCGUCAUCGACACUGAAGGCCUCCCGGAUACUGGCCUUGACACCAGUUCGUGGACUACAGGCGAAGCUCCACCGCUGAAGGAUAUUUUGAAUCUUCAUGAUAUACAGUUGGCGGCCAAAAAUACUCUCAGCAAGACUUCUUACGGUAAUCAAGGCUUCCCCAAUUCAUAUUACAGAUCUAACCUUAUGCGUAUGUUUCAAGCAUUCUUCCGUACGGGAGCAUUGGACGAGACGACUUAUUACUCUAAUUUGAAUAUCUGGAAAAAUAUCAAGCUCAAGUCGCGCGCUUUCCGAAACGUCGCAACCGUUAAUACUGAAACUACGAUCCUCGGGCAUAAAUUUGCACAACCCUUUUUCAUCACCUCUGCCGGAUUAGCUGGGCUGUCCGAUCCCGUCAACGGCGAGCUCAACUUUGUGAGGUCAGCCGCAAAGACUGGUAUAUUGUAUGCGUCUAGCAUAGCUUCCAAUAAGACCACUGCUGAGAUCGGUGCUGCUGCGGCAAAUAACCAAACACUUUUCCGCCAGUUAUAUCCAUGGUCAAACGUAACUCGUCUAGAAAAUGACAUAAAAGAAAUCGAGGAAGCUGGAUUUAAAGCCAUUCUGCUAACAGUCGAUAACCCCACCGAAGAAGGUAUCAGGACCAGGUCACGCAGAGCGGAUGGCCCUGAUAGCACUAAUACCCAUGCGCAAGACUUUGACCUCGCGGCUCUGUUGGCUCUGCAAAACCAAACCUCUUUGCCUAUUAUUCCUAAAGGAAUAAGCAAUUGGCAAGACGCUGCCCUUUUACAUACUCUUGGCUUCCCAGCGAUAUACAUAUCAAACCACGGUGGGCGUCUCAUCGAUGGCCAGCAAACCGCCGUCGAAGUCCUGCUUGACUUAAGGAAGAAUGCACCCGAGGUCUUGGACGACGGGAAGAUGGAGAUAUAUGCGGAUGGAGGAGUCAGACACGGCACAGACGUGAUCAAACUUUUGGCUCUUGGGGCAAGGGCCGUUGGCUUGGGACGCUCGUAA
Messenger RNA from Rhizoctonia solani, 1068 nucleotides. Its product is annotated as FMN-dependent alpha-hydroxy acid dehydrogenase. Gene Ontology annotation, molecular function: oxidoreductase activity; FMN binding. The coding region runs from base 1 to 1068 and encodes 355 amino acids. NCBI's taxonomy places the organism in Eukaryota, Fungi, Basidiomycota, Agaricomycetes, Cantharellales, Ceratobasidiaceae. The record is from RefSeq and is a predicted model, not a curated record. The transcript has 6 exons.